Molecule: messenger RNA, 4149 nt
Organism: Leishmania braziliensis MHOM/BR/75/M2904
Lineage: Eukaryota; Euglenozoa; Kinetoplastea; Trypanosomatida; Trypanosomatidae
Product: putative dual specificity protein phosphatase
Exons: 1
Coding region: 1-4149 (1382 amino acids)
Biological process (GO): protein phosphorylation; protein dephosphorylation
Cellular component (GO): cytoplasm
Molecular function (GO): protein tyrosine/serine/threonine phosphatase activity; ATP binding; protein binding
Source: RefSeq, a predicted model, not a curated record
AUGUACGAGGUAUUCGCCGCCCUCCGCAGCAGUUCUGUCGGCCCGCUGUUCCUGAGUCACCCUGAGGUGUCCCUGUCCAACCGAUCCUGUGUUAUCUGCAUCCCUGACUUUCACCAGGACGAGAUGAUCGACGGCUAUCGCCUUCGCGCCGCCUACAACGCCGGCACUGUUGGACGCAGCUACUUCGCAACUCGCGACGUUGCGGUGCUAUUGCGCAGUUCUACGCGAACUCGCGGCGCGAGUGGCUCUUUUCUCGACGAUGCUGCCAAGGAUCCGAUAUUUCGCAUCCUCAAGGUGAUCAGCUUUGUGCUCCGCCGCCCGCUCACGGAGGAGAUCACCGCAGAGCAGCGAGUCCUCGUGAAUAUCUUGCAUCAAAACGUGCUACGCAUAAGCGACGUCCUCAAUGAUGAGGCGAAGGAAAACAUGAUUGUCAUUACCCAUUACCACCCGAAGGGCAACAUCGGUAGCUACGCAGGACGGCUCUCGCACGACCCCGAAAAGCUGCGCCGCAUCCUCACGGAGGUGGUGAUGGGCCUUCGCGUUCUGCACUCACAUGGAGUCUAUCACCAUAAUUUGAAGCUCGAUAACGUUCUCGAGGACGCGGAGGGGCACUUUUGCAUCGCCGACGCCGGCCUCUGGCGUCUCUUCGCGGUGCAGUGUCCAGAGGAUCUGGUCUUCAACGGCGAGUUGGCCUGUCUCCCGCCUGAGGUGUUUGACCCGGAGGGCUCGUACGCAGCAGGGGAGAUCGAUGUCGUUUCUGACAAAGGCGCCGCCGGGGUGGCCGCAGUGGAUAUGUGGGGUUUUGGCGUGCUCAUAUAUCGCCUCGCCUAUGGCUGCGAUCCGAUUGAGAUUGCCGAGUGCUCCUACGCACAGGUGCGUGAGCGACUCCUAGGCUUUGAGCUUUGUUUCCCACCACACCCGCAUUGGAGCUUCGCGAGCGACAUUGAGGACGUUAUUCGAUGGUGCAUGCGUAAAGAGCCCUCAGAGCGACCGAGUGUGCUGCAGCUGCUGCAACAUACCUUCUUCAAACAAUGCUUGAUGGCCGGGACCUCGUCAUCGAUGCGUAACAUGUCCAUGACGAGCAGCCUCGCUUUCGGUGGCCAGAUGAUGACAAGCAGCUUCGGCGACCGGACAAUGAGCACACCGGCGCUUAAGGGGGCCUCGAUGAGUAACUUGGCCGUGCCUACGUACCGCUCGCAGCAGCGGAACGGUUUCCAGGUGGACGCCUUUCUUGGUGAAGGCCGCUUCUCGGAGACAAUGCUCGUUCAUCUGCGCCGCAAUCCCUCCAACCAGUUUGCCUUUAAGAUUAUUUAUCAAUCGCUCUUGAAGCGACUGCGAGCGCCUGGGCGGGAGAAAUGGGCGCGAGAAGUACGCCGCCAACUUGUUUUCUCCCGAAAGGUUGACCACCCCAACGUUAUGCGCUUCAUCGAUAUUGUGGAGGAUACGAAGGUGAACUGCUUUGUGGUGCAGGACUACAUGCCAAGUGGCGCCAUUCAAGUCGUGCCGCCGGUGAAGAGCGACGACUCGUUCCCAGCGCUGCAGGAGUUCUUGGUGGACGUACUGAGUGGGCUGGUGCACCUGCACGACAACGGCGUAGCGCAUCUCUCUCUGACUCCAACGAACAUCUUCUUUAACGAGGACACCUCUCACUACCGCAUUGCUGAUUUUGGCCCCCUCUUUGUGACGGCGGACGCGUUGGCGGAGUCCAUCGCGGCAGGCACGCCGCUCUACACGCUGCCCUCAUGGGUACAGAAGCAGAGGCCCUUGCACGCCCCCAGCGUGGACGUGUUCUGCGUCGGUCUCCUUGCCGCCGCGGUCUUACCAGAGCUCUUUACUACGGUUUGGGCUGAACUACGCAACUGCGAGAAGCAUAGCACAUUUGCCGUCGACGCGGUGCUGUCAGUUGUCCGCAAAUCCACAGCGCCACUGACGCCAGCGUUGAUCUCCUUCAUCGAGGACGCGCUAGAGGGGAGGCUCGCAGACGCACGAGUGGCACUAAAACACAGAUACUUUCAAAACCUGAGGUUCGUGGAACACUUGCCUAAGACGAUUGUCGAGGUCACGGAGGCGGAGCUGCAGGGCGCCGUGCACUCCAAACCGGAGACGCGCGACGAAGCCCGCAUGCUAGAUAUCCUCGCACAGGACCCGUUUCAGGAGAGCCAGAUGCUCAGCUCUGUCGGUGACGCCACUUUGCAUGGCUGCGAGUCAUGCACCGACACGUCUACUAGCGCUGCCGCCACGGGUGAGAAGUCCGCAGUACUCUUCUUCAAGGGCGAGAACCUGCGCUGCGGUCAAUGCAGCGCCGAACUGGCAGUGGCCCUCUAUCAGUGCUUGGACUGUGAAGGCUACAUCCGCUGCGGCAAGUGCGCUCUGGGCAACUACCACAAGGAGGGCCACGAGCUGGUGCCGUUUCUAAUUCACACCGUUGAACAUAGCAAAGAGGGUAUUAACAAAGCUGUGCUGGUGCAGCCGUCGACGGUGCCGGAUUUGCAUGCGCUUGAGAUGCUGGAGAUGACCGCGAACUUUCCGGUGGGCUCCCUCACGGAGCACCUUGCGGCACAGCGCGCGGCGGAGCGGUCGAUUGUGACGCGGUGCGCUGGUGGCGGUAGCAUCACCAAAGGCAUGUUUGGCGACCUUGAGGGCGUCAUCCGCCUUCCGGACGAUGUGAACGAGCAAAGCAUAUCGGUCAACAUCAACGGCUGCAGCUUUAUCAGUUUUCGUGGGGUAGGCGGGAUAUCCGGUGGCGGACUAAACCUUGGUUGCGGCGCCAACAACAACAAUGCGGGGCUUAAUACGGCGGGCAUCUCGUUUACCCGCGCCGAUUUCAUGUCGCCAAAGGACAUUGGCUCGCUUUGCUUGCCACCACCGCCGAGGUUGUCACUCAUGAAGGCCAAAGAAGUGAAGAGGGUAGCGCUCCCCAAGGCGAAGGAAAUGGAAGACGACGACUGGCAGCAGGAGCUGGAGCGCUGCCGCACCAGCAAUCAUACUGAGCUGCUGCUCUACAACUACGGGCUGGACGCGGUGCCGUCGGAGGUGUACAACCCACCGCUACUACAGGUAGUCGUCUUGGAUGUUUCACAGAACAACCUUACGUCCCUGCCACAGGAGCUGAGCUUCUUGGCUCACUUGCGCAAGCUUGUUGUGUCGUACAACAAGCUCACCGAGCUUCCGGAUAGUCUUGGCAACCUUAGCGAGCUUGAAAGUCUUGAUGCAAGCCACAAUGCCCUCAUCGACCUACCGCAGACGUUUAUCUAUCUCAGUUCCCUUGCCUCGGUCGCGCUAGACUACAAUAAUUUUGCUAGCAUUCCUGAAAGCUUGCUGGAGAUCCUCGUGGUCCCGCUGUGUGCCAGUGCGUCUAACGUGGAGAACUGCGCCAUCCCCACCUCGCAGCUGGGCGGUGCCCGUCUCGCAAGCUCUAUAGGUAACCUGGUCGGCCCCUUCAUGGGCAGCGCCAGCGGGAGUGUCUCCAAGACGGUGAUCGUGUCGCCCAAGCUGAAGGUAAUCUACCUCGCCUCCAACGACCGCUUGACAGCGCUUCCCCCGCCACACCGACUGCAGUGCUUCGAUGACCUCACGAUUGCUCUCGACAACGAGCCUUCGCUCUACAAGCACUACUAUGAGAAGAAACUCGACACCAUACUGCCCAACAUUACGGUGAACUGGAAUAAGCUCUAUCCGGAUGAAAUUAUACCAUGUCUCUACUGCGGCAGUCUCCGCUCCGCGCAGUCACAGAUGGUGUACCGGAAGCUGAACAUUCGGUAUUUGCUCACCGUAGGCCGGCAGCUAGUGCCGGUGCCACCGGAGGGCGGCCACCACAAAGUAAUUGUGGUGGACGACAUUCCUGGUGCUGACAUUCGCAUGUCUUUUCAAGAGGCUGUCAACUUCAUCGAGGAGAGCCAGUCCCAUAAGGAGGGGUGCCUGGUGCACUGCUUUGCAGGUCUGUCACGCUCCGCCACGACAGUGAUUGCAUACUUGAUGAUGAAGAAAGGCAUGCGACUAGACGAGGCCUACCUUGUAACCAAGAAGGGUCGCCCUGCUAUCCUCCCGAACAAGGGCUUUUUCGAUCAGCUGAUGGAGCUAGAUAACGAGUUAUACCCCGAGCCAAAGCGCCCCCUCGACAUUGCGUCCCUCGGGCGGUCAGCAAGCUGA